Didymosphaeria variabile is the source of this 843-nucleotide messenger RNA. RefSeq lists its product as uncharacterized. Lineage: Eukaryota; Fungi; Ascomycota; Dothideomycetes; Pleosporales; Didymosphaeriaceae. The coding region runs from base 1 to 843 and encodes 280 amino acids. The record is from RefSeq and is a predicted model, not a curated record. The transcript is spliced from 2 exons.
AUGAGCAUCGUCUCGCUCCAGCUGCAGAAUGCCACUGUAGGAGCCAUAGAUAUCUUCUACGGUGAGAACCUACUGCUGGGAAUCCUAUCGGAUCUUUGUGAUGGGGCACUCGGCCUUGCUCCACCGAAUCGAACUUCUCUGUCAUAUUCUGGCGGCUGGGGCGGCGGCGUCAAGUCACACCCAAAUUUUCUUUACGAGUUGACAGCCAAUGGCACGCUGGCUCGCAAUAUUAUGACAUUGAGUCUGCCAAAAAGCAAGAAUGACAAAGGGAGGCUCGUUCUCGGCGAAGAAUCACCGCCAGCCAGAUAUCGUAUUCCGCUGAGCCACAAGCCUGUCACAGACGGGCUGGAGGAGGGCUGGAUAGUCGACCUCGACCGAAUCCAAUUCGUUGGUAACGCCAUCCCUUUGGACAUAUCAUUGAGCGCUGUCGCUGCCUUCUCCCUCGAGCCGGAUUUCACCAUUGCUUUACCCGGUGACUUAGUCGACGCGAUCUACGACUACCUCGGAGCGCGCUCAGGAGAGCAAUUUGACGGUGGACUUAUCGAUUGUGAGGUACGUGCGAGGUUGCCGAAUUUGACACUGACCUUGGGCGGUCAGCCGAUAACAUUGGAAUGGUGGGAAUACACCGGUGUGUGGCGUGAUCUUUUUGGUGGAUCAAGAUAUUGCCUGGUGGAGAUACAGCGUACACAUUAUUUCGACAAGGAAAGCGCAAUGCUUGGAUUGUCGUUACUGAAGAAGUUUGAUAUAUCCUUCGAUAUGGAGCGCAACGAGAUUGGACGUGAGUUCAUUCUGAUAAACCCAAACAGCGAUGAGACUGACAGUCAGGAAGUGAUUGAGCCAUAA